Messenger RNA from Hyposmocoma kahamanoa, 2056 nucleotides. RefSeq names its product suppressor APC domain-containing protein 2. The record is from RefSeq and is a predicted model, not a curated record. Lineage: Eukaryota; Metazoa; Arthropoda; Insecta; Lepidoptera; Cosmopterigidae. The transcript has 3 exons. The coding region runs from base 10 to 1311 and encodes 433 amino acids.
AAAUUAUUAAUGAAUAUGGAAUCUCUACCAAAACAGUUCGUAUCAGCAAUGCGAACAUUAUUCGAUAUAAUGGAUGAUAAACGGACAGGGUAUGUAAACCUAACCGAUAUCGAAAACCGUUGGCGCGAUGAUCGCACUAAGGGAUUACCGCGAGGCGUCAUAGAAAGCCUUCAAAAGGUCGCCUCCCAUGAAGGAUUUUUAACAUUUGAAAAGUUUUGUACAGGCCUAAAAAUAUGCCUUCUACGAAAUCAAGUGCAAAAUGCGUCGAACAAACCAGAAAGAAUUAUUAAUGACGAUGUUGAAACUACAAAGUUGCACCCACCACUUAACAAUAAAGUCCAUCGUCCGCCAUCUGCUCCUUUAUUAGAUGUAAACGAUAAUCAAAAUAUUGAGAGAAAUUGGAAUGUCCUGAAAAAUCCAGAAGGUUCUUCUCAACAGAGAACUAUUAGUAUGCCUCAAUUAAUUGGAAGGAAAGAGAGUCCGUUACAAGAGCUAAGACAUCAUAAUGCUCUUACAAAUAUAUCAAAACACGAGCCGCCACACCGAGUGUAUCAUGGACCGCCAAAGCCACCAAGGCUUGAAAAGAGUGUAGCAGACAGGAAAGAAUCUUCUCGAACCGCUUACAAAUCGGAGGAGGAAAUAGGUUUUGAUAAUGAGGUAUUAAUAGCGGAUACUAAAAUGGAUUUUGAAGAAAUUUCGAGGACUGUGGAAGAACAAAGUAGAGGUCUUGGUGAUGGCCGCCCAUCUAAUGAAACUCAGUCUACCCUAAGGAGAACAUCACGACGAAGGGAACCUCGCAGACACACUUUACAUAAUGGUGUAGAUUAUAACCUUUUAAAGAGAAUGAAACAAAUUGAACAAGAAAAAGAUGUGUUGCUACAAGGGUUGACUGCAGUGGAGGAGGCUCGGGAAUGGUACUUAAAGCAGUUAGCUGAAGUUCAAGAAAAAAUGCGGUACGCGGGAAGGAUGGGCGCCUAUGUGGAACCAUGGAGUGAAGCUCAUCAAGAGCGCCUAGAGUUACUCAGAGCCAGAGUAUUGGAGCUAAACCGGCAACUGGGAUACUUGGCUGCCGGCUGGCGGCAUGGACAACUAUCUUUGCACAUGAACUUGGCGCUGCCGGCCGCGCCUCUACCUGGUGCCCCUGGGGCCCCCAAAAAUGCUUCCAUUCUACGGUCGCAGAAUCGUAUGCUGACCGAGGAAGUGAACUGCAAAAAUGAGAAGAUAUCCAUCUUGGAGAGGGAAAAAUCAGCGCUCAUAAGAGAACUUCUGCUUCAGAGAAACAGAUCUAAAAUGAUAGACAACUUUUCAUAAAAUUAUUCACACAUAAAAGUACAUGAUCAUAUUUGUAUGUAUUUAGUAGACCACACCCUUGGUAUAAUAAGCCACAUGUGAAAAUACCUCUAAAAUGCUUUUAUCACAAGAAAGUCAUACAAAUAAUACAAACUACAUGAAAAAAAUUAUGCAUAAGUAUAUGAAUAACUCUCCUAUUUAAGCAUAAAAAAGUUAUCAAGUAAUUUUGUUUAUAUUUAAAUUCAAGUUUUAAAUCUCAGUACUGCUUAGUACUACGGAUCCGGCGACGUCGCCAUGGUGUCCCGGAGAGACAGGGCUCUUAAUGUCAAGUUUGACAUGCUCUUGACCAUGUACAAAGAAAGUUUUGAUUAGUUUGCAUGCUAUACACUAUACAGUAAAGUUGUGACCUGUAAUAAAUUUUUAACACUGCAAAAUAUUUCAUGGUGCCAAGUUACUUUUAAAUACUUUUGCUAUAUUAUUACUUUCUAGUUACAUUUAUGAAAUGUAGAGCAAAUAUUAAUAAUAAUAACCAUAAAUUUGCAUAAUACAAUAGGAAACAACUGAUACUACUGUGAAAGUUUAUGCGAGGCGCUGAAAUUAUUUCUUCUGAACCAGAUCUUGUUCAGAUUUUACAUAUAAAUAACAAAAUGAAAACAUAAUGUUGUUCUCAUUUCAAAAUUAUGUAACAUUCUUUAUCUAGUUUCUAACAUUAUAAUACAAACAUAAUAUUCUUAUACAUACUACAUUAAUUUUAUAUAAAUAACUU